Siniperca chuatsi (mandarin fish) is the source of this 6995-nucleotide messenger RNA. RefSeq names its product IQ motif containing GTPase activating protein 1 (gene iqgap1). Gene Ontology annotation, molecular function: actin filament binding; GTPase activator activity; calmodulin binding. NCBI's taxonomy places the organism in Eukaryota, Metazoa, Chordata, Actinopteri, Centrarchiformes, Sinipercidae. Bases 217 to 5178 code for a protein of 1653 amino acids. Gene Ontology annotation, biological process: regulation of actin cytoskeleton organization; regulation of GTPase activity. The transcript is spliced from 37 exons. Gene Ontology annotation, cellular component: cytoplasm; nucleus. The record is from RefSeq and is a predicted model, not a curated record.
UAGGAAGAACACACCCAGUGACAUCAGUGAGGUUUGAAGAAGCAGAAGAAAAAGUCUCAACUCAAACCGUGCAGAGGAGCAACAAGAGGGCCGAAAGGUCCUUCCCGGUUUUCUCUCGGUUCUGAGUGUUUUUAAGCUCCGGAGAGUUUGGGAAACAAGCUGCGCGUAAACUUUUUUACUGAAGCGGACCGCGGAGCGCAGAGAGUCGCGAGGAGGAUGUCAACUUCAGACGAGACAGACGGGCUCCGGCCGAGAUAUGGCUCUGUCCUGGAUGGCGUGGAGCGGCUUACGGCGGAGGAGAUGGAUGAGCAGCGGCAGCAGAACAUGGCCUAUGAGUACCUGUGUCACCUGGAGGAGGCCAAAAGAUGGAUAGAGGCCUGUCUGGACGAGGAGUUGCCUCCCACCACAGAGCUGGAGGAGGGGCUGAGAAAUGGCGUCUACCUGGCCAAACUGGGCAACUUCUUCGCCCCGCACACCGUCUCCCUGAAGAAGAUCUACGACCGUGAGCAGACGCGUUACAAGGCGACAGGUCUCCAUUUCAGACACACAGACAAUGUCAUCCAGUGGCUCAACGCCAUGGCAGAGAAGGGACUGCCAAAGAUCUUCUACCCUGAAACCACAGACAUAUAUGACAGAAAGAACAUGCCACGCUGCAUCUACUGUAUACAUGCACUCAGCCUGUACCUGUUCAAGCUUGGCCUGGCCCCUCAGAUCCAGGAUCUGUAUGGAAAAGUAGAUUUCACUGAGGAGGAGAUCAACAACAUGAAGAGUGAGCUGGAAAAGUAUGGAAUCCAGAUGCCCGCCUUCAGCAAGAUUGGCGGGAUCCUGGCCAAUGAGCUCUCGGUGGAUGAAGCUGCAUUACACGCUGCUGUGAUCGCCAUCAACGAGGCCAUCGAUCACGGCAUACCCGAGGGCACGGUGGCUGCUAUGCAGAACCCCAACGCCAUGCUGGUCAACCUGGAUUCCAGCUCUGCUCGUCAGUACCACGAAACACUGUACCAGGCCAAGGGAAAGAAAGUGGCCAACUCACGCAAACGGCAAACAGAGAAUGCCGAAGCAGAGAGGGAUAUCUAUGAUGAGCUUCUCACCCAGGCUGAAAUCCAGGGCAACGUCAACAAGGUCAAUGUGAGCAACGCCUUGAGUGCAGCUGAACAGGCAUUGCUGAGUGGCGAUGAGAAUAAGUUAUAUGAGGCCCUUAAAGCCAUAGGCGCUCAGAACCUGCAGGUCCAGAACAAAGGCUGGUACCUCAAACAGCUGCAGGCUGACCGAGAGAAUAAAGAGCAGGGGUCUCCAGGAGAAGUCCUGACUAAGGAUGAGUUGCAGAGCGGUGUGGACGUGGCCAAUGAAAUUGCAGAAGGCUACCUAAAGAUGUUGAAGGCAGUGGAACGCAUCAACGCUGCCAUCAGGGCGGGUGUGCCAGAGAAGACGGUGGAGGAGCUGAUGAACCCUGACGCUCAGCUGCCUGAGGUCUACCCCAGUGCUGCAGACCUCUACCAGAGAGAGCUAGUCAGCCUGCAGCAACAAAGCCCGGAGGGGUCGCUGUCCCACCCUGAGCUGCUUGUUGCCGUGGAGAUGCUGUCAUCGGUGGUGCUGAUGAACGAGGCGAUGGAUGUUGGCGACCGAGCCGCCCUCUGGAAACAACUGUCCAGCACCGUCACUGGACUCAGUAACGUGGAGGAUGAGUAUGCACAGAGGUACAUGGAUGAACUGAUGCGUCUGAAGGCAGCAGCCAGAGAGGACGGCUGCGACUAUUUGACCUGGAACGAUAUUCAAGCCAGUAUCGACCAAGUCAACCUGGCUGUGCAUGAGGAGCACGAACGUAUUGCAGCCAUCGGACUGAUCAAUGAGGCCCUGGAUGAAGGGGAUCCCAUGAAGACCCUGUCCAUGCUGCAGAACCCCUCAGCCAAGCUCACAGAUGUGGACCCGCCUGUGGCUCAGCACUACCAUGAUAAACUGCUGGAGGCGCGCAGAGAGAAGGCUCACGAGACCCAAGACCCCUCUGCUGUGCUGUGGCUGGAUGAGAUCCAGGAUGCCAUUCUGAAGGCUAACCAGGACACACAGGAGGCCUUACAGUUCUCGCAGUCCAUCCAGGCUAUCAAUGAGGCGGUGGACAGUGGCGAUCCAGCUCAGACCCUGGCUGCUCUGCGUAAUCCUGGGACAGGACUGUAUGGUGUCACCUCUGAGUGUGCCCAAACCUACCAGGAUGACCUGGUCAAGAUCAAAGACGAAAAAAAGACAGAAGGUGAUAAUGGCAGUGACUGGGUGAAACACUGGGUGAAGGGAGGACACAACUACUACUAUAAUCUGAAUACCAAGGAGGGCACCUGGGUGGAGCCAGAGGGCUUCCUACAAAACAACACCCAGCUCAACAAAGAGGACAUCCAGUCAGUGGUUUCUGGGGUAACCACAGCCUACAAUCGAGAGCAGCUGUGGCUGGCCAAUGAGACUCUAAUUGCCAAGCUGCAAGCUCGUUGCCGUGGCUACCUGGUGAGAAAUGGCCUAAAAGAGCGGAUGAACUUCCUGAAAUCCCAAGACCCAGCUGUUACAUGCAUACAGGCCCACUGGAAAGGCCACCAGCAGAGGAAGAAGUUCAAAGACCGUAAGCAGUAUCUGAAAGACCACAGUGAUGAGGCUGUCAAGAUCCAAGCCAUGGUUCGGAUGCACCAAGCUCGUAAGAAAUAUAAGGAUCGUCUAAAGUACUUCCAAGAUCACAUCAAAGAUGUGGUGAAGAUUCAGGCUUUCAUUAGAGCCAACAAGGCCAGAGACGACUACAAGACGCUGAUCAGCGCUGACGAUCCCCCGAUGGCGGUGGUGAGGAAGUUCGUCCACCUGCUGGACCACAGCGACCAGGACUUCCAGGAGGAGUUGGAACUGAUGCGGCUCCGCGAGGAGGUGGUCACCAACAUCCGCUCCAACCAGCAGCUGGAGAACGACCUGAACCUCAUGGACAUCAAGAUCGGCCUGCUGGUGAAGAACAAGAUCACCCUGCAGGAGGUGGUGUCCCACAGCAAGAAGCUGACCAAGAAGAACAAGGGCCAGCUGUCCGACAUGAUGAUGAUGAACAAGCAGAGGGGAGGCCUGAAGGCUCUCAGCAAGGAGAAGAGGGUCAAACUGGAAGCCUACCAGUACCUCUUUUACCUGUUACAGACCAACCCCACGUAUCUCGCCAAGCUGAUAUUCCAGAUGCCACAGAAUAAAUCCACAAAGUUCAUGGACUCUGUAAUCUUCACCCUGUAUAACUACGCCUCCAACCAGAGAGAGGAGUACCUGCUGCUCAGGCUCUUCAAAACUGCCUUGCAGGAGGAGAUCAAGUCAAAAGUGGACCAGAUGAAGGAGAUUGUCACAGGAAACCCUACAGUCAUCAAGAUGGUGGUGAGUUUCCACCGAGGUGCGCGGGGACAGAACGCACUGCGGCAGAUCCUGGCCCCGGUCGUCAAGGAGAUCAUGGAUGACAAAACGCUAAACAUCAAGACCGACCCGGUGGACAUCUAUAAGAGCUGGGUCAACCAGAUGGAGACGCAGACUGGAGAGGCCAGUAAGCUGCCUUAUGACGUGACUCCAGAGCAGGCUAUGGCCCACGAGGAGGUGAGGACAAGACUGGAAGCCUCCAUCAAGAACAUGAAGACGAUCACUGACAAAUUCCUGUCUGCCAUAGUCGUCUCUGUGGAUAAAAUUCCAUACGGGAUGCGUUUCAUCUCCAAGGUGCUGAAGGACACCCUCCAUGAGAAGUUCCCAGAUGCUACAGAGGAUGAGCUGCUCAAGAUUGUGGGGAACCUCUUGUAUUACCGCUACAUGAACCCGGCCAUCGUGGCACCCGAUGCCUUUGACAUCAUUGAGGUGUCGGCGGGGGGCCAGCUGACCACCGAGCAGCGACGAAACCUGGGCUCUGUCGCCAAGAUGCUGCAGCACGCCGCCUCCAAUAAGAUGUUUCUGGGAGACAACGCCCAUCUCAAUCCCAUCAAUGAAUAUCUCAGUGCCUCCUAUCAGAAGUUCAGGCGUUUCUUCCUGGCAGCGUGUGACGUUCCCUCACUUGAAGAUAAGUUCAAUGUGGAUCAGUACUCUGACUUGGUCACCGUCACCAAGCCUGUCAUCUACAUCUCCAUUGGAGAGAUAAUUAACACUCACACACUGCUGCUGGACCAUCAGGACGCCAUUGCUCCAGAGCACAAUGACCCCAUCCAUGAGCUGCUCGAGGACCUGGGCGAGGUUCCCACCGUUGAGUCCCUCAUCGGUGAAAAUCCUCUUCCUCCUGACGACCCCAACAAAGAGCUGAUGGGGAAGACCGAGGUUUCACUCACACUCACUAACAAAUUUGAUGUCCCUGGUGAGGCCAACGCUGAGAUGGAUGCCAAGACUCUCCUGCUCAACACCAAGAGGCUCAUUGUGGAUGUGAUCAGGUUCCAGCCUGGGGAGACUCUGACUGAGAUCCUGGACUUGGCAGCAGGCACAGAACAGGAAGCAGAGUACCAGCGUGCCAUGCAGAGGAGGGCCAUCAGAGAUGCCAAGACACCAGAGAAGAUGAAGCAGGUCAAACCGGUGGUGGACGACAGCCUGACGCUGCAGGGCAAGAAGGACAAGAUCAAGAGCAACCUGCAGAGGCUGGCAGAGCUGGGGAAGGUUCACCCCCAGAACCGCUAUCAGGACCUCAUCAACGACAUAGCCAAGGACAUCAGAAAUCAGAGACGGUAUCGUCAGCGUAGGAAAGCUGAGCUGGUGAGACUUCAGCAGACCAACGCCGCCCUGAAUUCAAAGACCAAUUUUUUCAACGUUCAGAUUGAUUCUUAUAAUCAGUAUAUCAAGACGUGCAUGGACAACCUGGCCAGCAAGGGCAAGUUGUCAAAGAAACCAGGCGACAACAAGGCCAAGAAGAGUAAACAGGUUUCACAGAAAUACACUGCCGCUCGCCUCCAUGAGAAGGGCGUGCUGAUCGCGAUAGAGGACCUGCAGCCCAACCAGUUCAAGAAUGUUAUUUUUGAGAUUUCUCCAUCAGAGACUGUCGGAGUUUUUGAUGUGAAGGCCAAGUUAAUGGGUGUACACUUGGAGACAUUACAGUUAGAAUAUCAGGAUCUCCUCCAGCUGCAGUAUGAAGGCGUGGCGGUGAUGAAGCUCUUCGAUAGGGCCACAAUCAAUGUCAACCUGCUCAUUUUCCUGCUCAACAAGAAAUUUUAUGGGAAAUAGAAAACAAAGGGCUACAGACACUGAUUUAAACCACAAAACCCACUUUGAGGGUUGCAGAAAGCCCUGACCUGAACCAUCCUGGCUUUCCUACACAGUCCCUACUGCACUUCUCCUAUGUGCCUAUGCAAAUCUAUGUGCAUUAUUUUUUGUUAUGUGGAUCAUCGUAUGUGCUUUAUUCUCAAUGGAACACUCCAUUUCGCGACUCGAGCCAGCACACCACAGAAGCAUGCUGGAGUCUUUUUCUUACUGUCCUUAUUGUCUAUAACAGCAGCUAGGUCAGAGGUUUAAGAUUUGUAUGUUUUGCUUUAAAUAUUAUGAAUAUCUUGUGCAUGGGCUUUGAUUAAUUAUAAAAAAAUAUGUGUUUUAUGUAAAGAGAUCACAUUUUGUGUCUUACUUAGCUGUUUAUUUGCUCACCUGACUGAUAAAGGCCUGAUAAACAGCUCCUCCGCCAAUACCAAAGUGCUUGUGUACUUUUCAGCAGGGCUGUAGUACAUGAGUCAGCAUGUUGCAAGUCCUGACCUGGUCUUGGACUCAACGACCGUCUCCUCUGGGCCAUGUUUGUGUUUGAUUUUGUGUUGCUGCUUGAAACGAAUUGGAAAGAAAAACUUAAGAGCUGUGGUGGCAAAAAAAAAAAACCAAGAUGAAAAUUCUUCACCAUAUUUUAAAUUAUUUUUCACAUAUUUUGAUUUGAAUAUGAUUCAGCUUUCUCUCUCUCGAUUUGGAUUUGACCCACCUCCACCCAUCCUAAACACACACACACACACACACACACACACACACAGACACACACAAAUAUUCUGAUAUCUAUGCAAAGAGAAAGUGACAUCAGACAUAGUAUUUGACAAGAAUUGCAAAAAACUGCCAUACUCAUAUUGAGCUGUUGAACUCCAAACUCGGCGUAUAAAAAUUAUAUAAAUCAUUUUAGAAUCGAAUUUGCUGCACGAGAAUGACAAAGUCACAUUACACCACUCAAAUCCAUAGUCUCCGGAGUCUUUAACUGUCUUUCUCGACAAGUCAGGAUGUUGGUUUGUCUUGGACUGGACUGAGCUGGCCAUGACUACAGCCCUGGUGCUCUGAACUGACCUGCAGUGCAUUUCUGCUCUUGGCUCUGACAUUCAUACGCAGGCGAGACGUGGCACUCCUCCACUUUCAGCACACAAAGCUGUGCAGAUGUGCUCAUUCACUGGCUUUUUCAGACGACUUACUGGAAAUGAUACUUCCGUAUAUCUCUCAUGGGCUUUUUUUUUUUUUUAAAUCUUGUAUAGCUGAAACACAGAUUAUUGUUACAUUACAGGAUUACUUUAGUAAAUUCAACAUCACAUCUGUUAAUCUGUAAAACAGGAUGAGAUCUAGAAGUGUAAACUGAAUAUUGAAAACAGAGAUUUUUAUAAUGUCUUGUUGAAAAUAAUUAGACAAAGUUGCCCUUAUUUAUAUUUUAUAUGUUGUCAGUCCACAUACUGUAGUUGAUGUUUGCAAAGCCUAAGACAGAUCGUGUAAGUGAGCUUGAGAAUGUGCAGUAUUACAGUAACUAUACCUGUGGGACCAGUAGAUGUCACUCUACACCAUCGAAUUUUCAGUUAAGUGUUUAUCGUAUCAGAUUUUGACUUAUUUCAAGAAGCCUUAAAUUGAGAAUCCAUGCAGACCUUUUUGAACUAGAUGUUGAUUUUCUGUGUCAUGUAAAGUUGCCCUUAUUAGAGGUUGACACUGUUAUUUGAAACGUAGGAGACCGUGCUCUCUGUAGAUUAUUUGCUCACUUUCACGAUCCAUUAAAUGUGUUUUACCUGUUUUAGAAUAAAGCUCUACAGAGGCAAUGUGUA